AUGGAGUACAUCGUUUACAAUAAAAAUGAUGAUCUGCUGAAUUAUCGAAAUGAAAUUUUAAAGAGAAGGAGGAAAAUAAGUUCAUAUGAUGAUGAUAAUGAUGAUGAUAAUGAUGAUGAUAUAUUUAAAUAUUAUGAUAACAUAAUAAUUAAUAAGGAAAAUGAUAAGUGUAAUAAAUUUUUGGAAAAUAAUUAUAAGCAAACGCCAUGUACUUCUUUUAAUGGUAGGAAUAAAUGGGCCUUAAAUGAAGAGGGGAAAUACAGUUUAUGGAGGAAAAAAGAAACAAAAAUAAAUUUAUAUCUAUCAGGUGGCAAUUAUAGUGUCGAUCGUGAUAAAUUGAGCAAACAUGGAUGUGAAGAAUUACAUAAAUGCUAUGAAGUUGAGCAUGAGCUGAUUGGAUCCGUGUCUAGUAACUUAUCAAAUGUGGAAUGUCAGAAUUUUAUACCGAACGUUACAAUUAACAAUUUUAAUUCGACUGGUAACGUGAGUAUAAAUUCCAUUGAUCAUUUAAAUAACAAAAUAACAAAUAAUAAUGUAUUGGGAACAGUUAAUUGUAGUGAAUAUACCAAUGUAAGCAUUACAAUAUUAAAUAAAUGUACAAAAGUCCGUAUGAGUGAGUAUAAUAAUAAUGCAAAAUGGAAAUUUGAUGAAUCCUUUCGUAGUGUGAAUGAUGGGAAACUCUGGUCAUAUAGUAAAUUGAAAAAUAAAGUAUAUACAAACAACACUCAGUGUGUUAACAUAGCUACUGGUUUAUCAUAUGAAAAAAAUGAUAACAAUCUGCUGACAUCUUACAACUCAACUUGUUAUAUUAACUCUAAGGAGGAUAUGUCCUCAUGUGUUUCUACGAAGGGACAUAAUAAUGGUAGUAAUAAUGGUAGUAAUAAUGGUAGUAAUAAUGGUAGUAAUAAUGGUAGUAAUAAUGGUAGUAAUAAUGGUAGUAAUAAUGGUAGUAAUAAUGGUAGUAAUAAUGGUAGUAAUAAUGGUAGUAAUAAUGGUAGUAAUAAUGGUAGUAAUAAUGGUAGUAAUAAUGGUAGUAAUAAUGGUAGUAAUAAUGGCUGUAAUAAUGGCUGUAAUAAUGGCUGUAAUAAUGGCAAUGGUGAUGAUGAAGAUCAUAAUAAGAAUUAUCUGGAUAGGAAGAGGGGGCAAAUUGCCGAUGGGGAUGAAGAUGAAGGAAAUUGCAAGAAGGGGAAAGAGAGAAACGCUAGCAUUGAUUUUUUAAACAAAGAAAACGAUGGUGGAAAAAAGGAUGACAAGAUGAAUGAUCAUGAUCAGAAUAUUAAUAACAUUGAAAAUAACAGCAAAGCGAAUGAAAACGGAACAAACAGCACGAUUAAUGGCAAUUUAAGUACUGACCUUAGAGGGGGCAUAGUGAAUAACUAUAACGAUAACAGAAAAAAUGCGAACUGCUAUGGCAAGCUGUACAGCUCUAACGAGUAUAAAAAUAGUAGUGUGACAAAUAAAGAGGAUAUUAAUGAGGCAAAUAAUAAGAUAAUGUAUAACAGCAUUGAUGGUAGUAGUGGAUGUAAUGAAAAUUCUGAACAGGACAGGUUAAUAAAUGAACAGAGGAAAAUGCAAGCAAACAGUAAAUUUGAAAAUGCGAAGAGUAUGAACGUAAAUAAUAAUAAUAUGAGCGUGAAUAAUAAUUUAAGCAGGGAUAAUAAUUUAAGCAUGGAUAAUAAUUUAAGCAUGGAUAAUAAUUUAAGUAUGGAUAAUAAUUUAAGUAUGGAUAAUAAUUUAAGUAUGGAUAAUAAUUUAAGUAUGGAUAAUAAUUUAAGCAUGAAAAACAAUAUGAACUUAAAUAGCAUGAACAUAAAUGAUAGUAACAAUAUGAUGGUAAGCGCCGAAAUUAAGAACGACCAAAACUUUACUGCACAGAAAACAGGUAGCAGUAAAAAUGCAAGGAGUGCGAAUAAUACAAUGAAUAUUGCUAACAAUAUACCUUUUGCAAAAAAUAAAAAUAUUAUAGCUAAUACACAAAUGGUUUAUAUGAAUGGGGAGUGUAACCCAAGUACAUAUAAAACAUUGUCAGGUAAUAAACGACAUAGAUCAAAUAAAAUGAACGAAAUGAACCGAAUUAACAACAGUAUAAAUGUUAAAGAAACGAUUGAAGAAUUUCGUCCAGAAAGUAAAAGAAAAGAAUUAGAUAAAACGGACUGUAUAGAUAGUAGUAGUGUACCUAAUGAGAAGGACGAGCACAAUUUUGUAAACAGUAUGAACAAUUUAGGAAGUAAUGUAAAUAUGUUUCACAUAAGUGGAAUAAACAACUUGUUAAAUAAUAAUAAUAAUAAUAUGAUGAUGAUGAAUCGAAUGAAUAAUAAUAUGCAUGUAAUUAAAAAUAUCAAUAAUAGUAAUAAUAAUAAUAAUAAUAGUAAUAAUAAUAAUAAUAAUAAUAAUAAUAAUAAUAAUAAUAAUAGUAAUAGUAAUAAUAGUAAUAGUAAUAAUAGUAAUAGUAAUAAUAGUAAUAGUAAUAAUAGUAAUAGUAAUAACAGUAACAGUAAUAACAGUAACAGUAACAGUAAUAACAGUAACAGUUUAAUUUCUGUGAAUAACAACAUGCAACUGACAAAUAUUAAUCCGUAUAAUUUUAGUACACAUCCAUAUAACAAUAUGCCCAUGUUUAACCCUAUUGCUAAUGCUUCUAAUAAUUUUAUGGCCAAUGGUCAGAUUGGUCAACAUAUGCCUUUUAACUCAAUGAACGAAAUGCAGGCUGGUGGAGUUAAUUGUAUGAUGAUGAAUGGUAAUAUGAAUAUCAGCGGUGUGAAUGGCGCCAUAAGUGUCAAUGUAGGCGAUAAUAUGCAUAGUAUUAAUGGAAAUAUGAAUAUGCCUUACCUGAAUAGUGCAGGAAGAAACAUAACUGUUCCCCAUUUAGGGGCAAAAGAUGGAAAAGGCAUAUUUGGAAAAAACAGCAACGAGAACAACAUCAGCAACAACAGCAACAACAGCAACAGCAACAACAUCAACAGCAACAACAUCAACAGCAACAACAACAACAGCAACAACAAUAACAGCAACAACAGCAACAACAACAAUAAUAAUAAUAAUAAUAAUAACUCAGAUGAAUACGGUGAACAAAUCAGAAAAAUGAACUCAAAUAAUGCCAACUUCAGAAAUUCAAAUAAAUCGACAAAUAACAGUGAAAACAGUAAAAAGACUGUAAAAAAUAUACGCCUUGAAAAUCUAAAUUUUAGUGAAAAUAUCAACUUAAAAAAUGUGGAUGGUCUAGAUUUGAGCGUAAACUUUGUAAAUGGAAAAUACUCUUCAAAACUAAACGUAGAUGAAAAGAUUUACAAUAUAGUGCAUUAUAUUGUUAAGAAUUCUUUGGUCGACUAUUUGUUUGAUUUUUAUAAUAAUGAAAGUUUGAUAUAUAAGGACAAAGUGGACCUAUCUGACGCUAUCAGCUGUGAUAGUAGUGGCAUGGGAGGAAUAAGCGGCGUAAGCGGCAGUCCGAACAACAACAAUAACAAUAGCAGAGGUAAUAACAUAAAAUUGAUGGAGGAUGAAAAGAGGGACGAGGUGAAAGGGGUUACAAGUUGUUACAACGAGGGUGAUACGAAACAGGGUUAUACAAAUGAUGCGGUUAAUGAAGGAAAAAAGGAAAAGAACGAAAAGGAUGAGAAGAACGAAAAGGAUGAGAAGAACGAAAAGGAUGAAAAGAACGAAAAGAACGAAAAGGAUGAAAAGGAUGAAAAGGAUGAAAAGGAUGAAAAGAACGAAAAGAACGAAAAGAACGAAAAGGACCAAAAUAGUCGAAGUAGUGAAAAAUUAAAUAAUUGUAAAAUGGAAGAUGGCAGUUCCUUUACAAACAAUGAAAACUUUUUUGUUAAGGAAAAUAACUCGAUUGAUACAAAAGACGACGAAAAUGGAGAUGCAAAUAAAAGCACAAAUGACAAAGCAGCUGAGAGUAAUACCGUCACUACUGGUAAAGCUAUUACUACUACCAAUACUUCCAUCACUGGAAGAGAAAACUCUGGAGAUACAAAAUUUGAAGACAAACAAGGUACUAAGGGUGCAGACACAGAACAGUCAAAUAAACCUAUGGAAGAUAAGAACCCCAAUGAAAAUACGAAUGAGUCAAGUAAAAAUAACAGCAGCAAUUAUGACGCGGAGAACGCAGCAAAUGAUAACAAAAAUGAAUCUUGUAAUGAUGAAGCAGAAAGGAAAAAGAAAGAUGGGCCAUCAGAUGAACAGCUUAAUCAAAAUGUUAAAAGGGAUGUUACGAAGAUUAGAAUAGGAGACAGUAGUAGUAGUGGUACUGCUGAAAAUAACAAAUCAAUACUAAUAGAAAUAUCAAAAAGUAUAUGCUCAAUAAUUAAUUUACAGCAACUUGUACCAGUCAGUGCUAGGUUAAGUAAUCCUAAUCUAAUAUAUGAUCCUAAUUAUGAAACUAUAUAUUCAAAAUGGAAAACAUUUUUACGAAAAGAACAAUCAAGUGGUAAUUUAAUUAGCAUGACUUUUUCAAGAGAUUUUUUACACACUGUUCUCUUGUGUAACUACGUUGCUAUAAUUGAAGAUUUAAAAAAAACAGCAGUUAAGAAAAAAAUAAAAUAUUUCUUCCUUCAUUUAUGCUUGGAAGCGGGCUUACCGAUUAACGUAGCGCAGAUGCUGUUCGUUAAUGCAACGAAGCAGAGUAACAAACUGCAGUCCUUGUUGCCAUCGGAAACGGGGUUGGGAUAUUUGCACAGAGACACAGGAGGAGCUAAGGAAGAAAACAUGGGUAUCAUUACAUUUGAAUGUAUAACUAAUGAUAGGGAACCUGAUCAUUUAAUAAAAUUAAUAACACUAAAAAAUAUUUUCUCAAGACAGUUACCAAAGAUGCCUAGAGAGUAUAUUGUGAGGCUUGUAUUUGAUAGAAACCACUAUACAUUUUGUUUACUUAAAAAGAAUACGGUAAUUGGAGGUGUUUGCUUCAGACCUUAUUUUGAACAGAAAUUUGCAGAAAUAGCAUUUUUAGCUGUUACAUCAACGGAACAAGUGAAGGGAUAUGGUACUAGGUUAAUGAACCAUCUGAAGGAGCAUGUUAAGAAGUUUGGCAUCGAAUAUUUCCUGACGUAUGCAGACAACUUUGCCAUAGGCUACUUUAGGAAGCAGGGGUUUUCUCAGAAGAUUUCAAUGCCAAAAGAAAGAUGGUUUGGGUACAUAAAAGACUACGAUGGAGGAACAUUAAUGGAGUGUUACAUCUUUCCAAAUAUAAAUUAUUUAAAACUUUCCGAAAUGUUAUAUGAACAAAAAAAGACAGUAAGGAAAGCAAUUCAUUUUAUAAAACCACAAGUUAUUUUUAAAGGAUUAAAUUAUUUCUUAGAAAAUAAAGGAGCAAAUUUACAUCCUAGUAGUAUUCCCGGAUUGAUAGAAAUAGGAUGGAAGAAGGAAAAUAAGGAAGUUACAAAAAAAAUUCAUAAUAAAGAUAUACAAUUAAAAGAUCAAAUAUUAGAUGUUCUAGAUUUUUUGGAAAAACAACAAUCUGCAUGGCCCUUCUUAAAACCUGUUAGUCUUUCGGAAGCUCCCGAUUACUAUGACAUUAUAAAGGAACCCACGGAUAUUCUUACCAUGAGGAGAAAGGCAAGACAUGGUGAGUACAAAACGAAGGAAGAUUUUGGAAUUGAGCUAAAAAGGAUGUUUGACAACUGCCGCCUGUACAAUGCCCCAACGACCAUAUACUUCAAAUAUGCAAAUGAAUUACAAGCUCUCAUAUGGCCAAAAUAUGAGUGCAUAAGUGAAAGUGCAAAGUAG
Messenger RNA from Plasmodium malariae, 5727 nucleotides. RefSeq names its product histone acetyltransferase GCN5, putative (gene GCN5). Gene Ontology annotation, biological process: chromatin remodeling; positive regulation of transcription by RNA polymerase II. NCBI's taxonomy places the organism in Eukaryota, Apicomplexa, Aconoidasida, Haemosporida, Plasmodiidae. Gene Ontology annotation, molecular function: protein binding; histone H3 acetyltransferase activity. Bases 1 to 5727 code for a protein of 1908 amino acids. The record is from RefSeq and is a predicted model, not a curated record. Gene Ontology annotation, cellular component: histone acetyltransferase complex. The transcript is spliced from 5 exons.